CUGGAGAGGCGGGAGGCGCGUCAAGGUCAGGCUUCGACGCGGUGGCAGGCUGCCUAGGGGCGGGAGACCCUCCUGGGGGGCUGGGCUGCGGCCUCCAGCGCCUCGGCCAUAUUGAACAGCCUCGGCAGAGACGCCCUUGUGAAGUCCGCUCCCGAGUUCCAGGCGCGUCCCCGGUGCCUGGGGCAGAAAGAACCACAGGCACUCCGUGCACCCCAGCUUGGAGCCGGGACGCUACGGCUCCAGCCUGCGGUGGGCUUUGACCUCCUCCCGGCUCACGUUUCACCCUGGAGAUCUUAAAGACCCUCGAGAAGAGCCAUGUGGGGGGCUGGUUCCCCUGGGGGUUCCUCCCGUCCCCCGACUGCUUGAUCCUCUGGAGCGUCCCGGAUGUCUGCAAAGACGUGGAUUUGGACGUCCUCGUGGAAGCCUUGAAGCCCGUGGGGACCUUUAAGAAGAUCGGCAAGGUGUUCCGCAGGGAGGAGGACUCCACGGUGGGGAUGCUGCAGAUCGGGGAGGACGUGGACUACCUGCUCAUCCCGCGGGAGGUCAGGCUGGCCGGGGGCGUCUGGAGGGUCAUCUCCAAGCCCGCGACCAAAGAGGCCGAAUUUCGCGAGCGGCUCACCCAGUUUCUGGAGGAAGAAGGCCGCACCCUCGAGGAUGUGGCCCGCAUCAUCGAGAAGAGCACCCCCCACCCGCCUCAGCCCCCCAAAAAACCCAAGGAGCCCCGAGUGAGGAGGAGAGUCCAGCAGGUGGAGACCCCGCCCCCCCGGCUGGUCGUGGGCACCUAUGACAGCAGCAAUGCCAGCGACAGCGAGUUCAGCGACUUCGAGACCUCCGGAGGCCGCGGCGCCGAGGGCCGGGGAGGCGCGGGCCGGGGAGGCGCGGGGCGGGGCCGGAGGCCGCGCAGGAUGCCCGUCAGCUACUUGGGCAGCAAAUUUCUGGGGAGCGACGUGGAGAGCGAGGACGACGAGGAGCUGGUGGAGGCCUUCCUGCGGCGAGGGGAGAAGAAGCCCAACGUCCAGCCCGUCCGCCGCCGCGUGCCCCUGCCAGUGCCCAUGUUCGAGGACAGCCUGGCACCCCAGCUGUCCAAGGCGGACCGGUGGCGGGAGUAUGUCAGCCAGGUGUCCUGGGGGAAGCUGAAGCGCAGGGUGAAGGGCUGGGCGCCGCGAUCCGGCCCCGUGGUGGGCGAGAACCGGCCGGUGCCCGCAGCAGUGGAGAGGGAGGGGGCAUCGCUGCCCGGCGUUGCCAGCCCGCAGAAUGACGCGGGAAAUGGAGUCGAUGGGCGGGUGCCUGAGCCGCCCCCACGACGGUGGAGGCCCAAGAUCAACUGGGCCUCCUUCCGGCGCCGCAGAAAGGAGGAGGCAACAUCCCUGGCCCAGGGGGCAGAUGUCCCCCCUGACCCGGGGGCAGAAGCUGUGGAUAACCAGAGGGCAGAGGCCAUGGCUGUCCAGGGGGCAGAGGCUGCAGAUAAUCACAGGGUAGAGGCUGUAGCUGACCAGGGAGUCCUGGACCCAACUGUCCAGAGGGCAGAUCCUACAGAUAAUCAGAGGGAAGAGGCCAUAGCUGUCCAGGGGGCAGAGGGUGUGGAUAGUCAGAGGGUAGAGGCUGUAGCUGACCAGGGCACAGAGACCCCAGCUGUCCAGAGGCCAGAGCCUGUAGCUGACCAGGGCUCAGAGACCCCAGCUGUCCAGAGGCCAGAGCCUGUAGCUGACCAGGGCUCAGAGACCCCAGCUGUCCAGAGGCCAGAGCCUGUAGCUGACCAGGGCUCAGAGACCCCAGCUGUCCAGAGGCCAGAGCCUGUAGCUGACCAGGGCUCAGAGACCCCAGCUGUCCAGAGGCCAGAUAACCGGAGGGAAGGGGCCUCCACUGUGGAGGGGGGAGCGGCUGCGUCUGAUGGGACAGCGGCUGCGACUGACCGGGGCCCGGGAGCUGCAUCUCAUCAGAGGGCAGAGGCCCCAGCUGUCCAGGAAGCUGAAGCCUCGGCUGCCCAGGGGGUUCCCAGGGCUCCUCCAGGAGCUAGGGCUCGGAAACAGGUCAAGACAGUGAGGUUCCAGACCCCGGGACGCUUUUCCUGGUUUCACAAGCGCCGGAGAGCCUUCUGGCACACGCCCCGGGUGCCGGCUCUGCCCAGGAGGGCCCCCAGGGCAGGCGAGGCCAGGAGCCUCAGGGUGCUGAGGGCUGAGGCUAGAGCAGAAGUGGAGCAGGGAGAGCAGGAAGACCCGCUGUGAGGUGAGGGUGGGCUGUGGGACACCCCCCCCCCCCCCCCCGGGACAGAGCUGCCCUUUCUGCCUCUGCCCUUGAAAAUGAGCUGGAGGGAGGGUGAGGCCCGGCCCUCAUGGCCAGCCGACACCCCUCUUCCUCUUCUUGUUAAACUCUGUCCUGCAUUGAUUUUUUUUUAAAAUAGAUUUUUUUUAUAGCAGCCCAAGGAAUGUAAAGAAACCCAUACAGGGGGCACAUGGCCCUCCACUGCCACUCGAGGUGCUUGAGAAAGGGGGGGCGGUGGAGACAUUCCUUUCCGGGCCCCCCUUUUGCCUGCAUACUUCACAUGGACUGCCCCCUUGAACCUUAAAGGGGGGCGUGCGCCGACAUGCCAAUAAAAACGUUUACAAACUCAUUUCUUGGCUUUGCACUUGGCCACUGAAGAUCCGGGCCCCGGGCGUCUUCACCCCACCCUCCAUCUGGGUGAGGUCACCGCCCGCCGCCCUGGGGUUCUGCUGGCUGGCCCGGUCCAGAGCCGCCCUUUACACACACUCCGACCUUGCUCAAGGAGCGCCCGAGAAGCUUCUGGGAAUCGUGUCCAAAGUGCAGAUUCUGGGCCAGGGCUGUGAUUUGCCAGCGCAGCUGUGGGGCUCAGGGUCUCUUUGGCUCAAGGCCCGCAGAUAUUUGCUGAGGGCAGCUUGGCCAUUGGGGACAUGAAAAAAUCCUUGCGGUAGGGACAAGCCAAAAAGCUGGGGGUGGGGGGCAGGGGAGCCGGGCUGUCGCGGCUGUGAUUGGGCAGGCCCCACCAGUGCCCAUCAGAUGACCAAGCGCAGCCUUGAAGAAGGCAGGAGAAAAGGGAAUUCGUGGAGCCGAUGGCCAGCCUGUCUCCGCCUAAGUUUCUGGCCUGGGUUUCUUCCUUUUUUCCCUUGUAACUAAAGGACAGGCUUUCCCGCCCCCCCCCCCCACCCGGGAGUGUCACGCCUUGAGCUACUUUGGUUCACAGCCAGGGGUGUGGAAGGAAGACAAAGUGUGGACCCCGGGGGAGGGACAGACUUGGCUGGGCAGUCUCGGUGUUGGAUGCUUGGCUGGGUUGCAAAUGGGGGCUGCCCUGGCUGCCGCCCAUGGAGAAGAGGGACCUGGGUCCGAGACCGAUGGGGUGGCAGGAAGGUGGAAGAGCAGAGGUGGGGAGAAACACCUGGAAAGACAGGAGCUCCUGCAGCUCUGUCCCCCCCACCCCUCCUGUCCUCCUAGGCCCCAGCAGUGGGGAGCAGCGAGGCCUCCCCCAGGGGCUGACAGAUCCCUGGGGUAAUCUGAGCCACUUGGGAACUGAAGAAAGUUUCAGAUGGAAUUUACGGGGUCCCCCAAUGCAGCCGGUGGGGUUAUAAUUUCAAGCCAAACCAGAUUUUCAGGGAGGAAACUGUUGGAAUGUAUAGGGUUAAAAGCUCAGUCUCUCCUGGCCCCUCACUGGGAAGCUGGGAAGGGAAGUUUUGAACUGAGAGGACAACGGAAGAAGUGCCCUGGGAACCAGGCUCCGGACCUUGGGCCAUAAGGGAACCAACAGAUUGCUCUGAGACAGGGCCUUAAAGCCCAUCUGUGACCGUUAAAAGCUGAUACAAAUUCUAAAUGUGAAAAAACGCAGACUGGGCCUACCUGGUGGCGCAGGACUUAAAGACAGAGCGCUAUCAAGCUAUUGCCAGCCACUGCAGCGCGAGUUCAAUCCCCAGCCAGGGAGCUACCCACAUGGCGCAGCAGACCUCUCCUGACUCGCCCGCUGCUCCCCUCAGCAGUGGAUUUCAGCCAGUCUGGCUGUUCUGCUGCCCACUCUGUCUCUGGUGAAUCCUCUCCGCCCCUCCCCCCCACCUCUAGCUUGUACCCCAGUUCUUGUAUGCAUAAAUAAAUCUUUAAAAAAAAAAUUCGGACUAAUCACUGCCAAGACUUUAUUAGUCAGGGCCUGUGUCUUCAACCUGAGAGCCUACAAACUCAGUGUGAGAAAGAGCCAAACUUUUCUUUUGGUAGCCAAACACUUUUUUUUCAUCUUGCCCCUGCUUCUCUGCAGCAAUUCAAUAAACCUGCCUUUUCUGCCUUCUGUACUGUCGCUGGUGAAUUCUUUCACCCCUCAACCUCACAUCCCUUCUCGGCCCUUAAUUUCUCUCCCACCGCAGAAGCCCGCGAAAAAACACAAGUUUUGACUCCAAACAGCCUUCAUCUGGACUGGCCCAGCUGUCCCUCACCAUCACCGACUUAGAAAACAGCAAAACACAAGGAGGGGAGAGACAGCGCCUCACCAUAGAGGGGACUUCCUGGGCCCCCACCCCAAGCCCCAGGUGGUGUUUCAGGAAAAGAGGAAACUUGGGGGCACAGUGUGAGCAGGGACAGGAAUGGGCGGCCCGGCUCACCCCUGCACUGACACUGAGGCUGUGUGACCUUGGGCUGCUUGCUUCACCUCUCUGGGCCUCCACUUACUCACGCGUGCUGGGUCCUAACAGAACUUUCCUCCCAGGAUGGCUGAGAGGAUUGAAGGCCAUUUGUGCUCAAACCAGCCCCAGGAGACGGCUUCUCCUCUCCUUCCUGGCCCAUGUCAGCGGUGGCCAAGUCUUUAAAGACAUCUCAGCCCUGUCUGGGCCCCCAGAUGCCCUGGAAGCUUUGAAGCACUCCCUGGCCAGCCCGUGCUCUGGGGAGUGUCAGUGACAGGUCUGCCCAGGGCACCCCUAUUCCUACAGCUUCCCAGAUGAAUUCAGUGUGUCCCCUCCCUUCCGGGCAGUGAGAGCUGCUACCCGAGGGCCCACAACAGGGCUUCUCAAACUAGUUGUGCGUUAGAAUCAUCUGGGAGGCUUUUAAAACCAGCGCCCAGGGGAUCCAAGCCCAGGGGAUCCAAGCCCAGGGGAUCCAGCAGGCCUGGGGUGGGGGCGAGUCACACUGUGUUUCUAUCAAGUUCCUAGGAGGUGCUAAUAUCGCUGACCCCAGGACCUCACCAGCUGGACCCCUGCCCUACAGAAUUGUUCCCAUUCCACAGCCCGGCGUUGAGGGACCAGGGGAAGUUUUGGCACCCUAAGGUGCUGGGCGGGUGCAGAGCACCCUGAGCGCGAGGGAAGCACCUUCGCCU
This is a messenger RNA of Talpa occidentalis (Iberian mole), 5299 nucleotides long. Its product is annotated as coiled-coil domain-containing protein 8. The record is from RefSeq and is a predicted model, not a curated record. The coding region runs from base 495 to 2225 and encodes 576 amino acids. Gene Ontology annotation, cellular component: 3M complex. NCBI's taxonomy places the organism in Eukaryota, Metazoa, Chordata, Mammalia, Eulipotyphla, Talpidae. The transcript is spliced from 2 exons. Gene Ontology annotation, biological process: regulation of mitotic nuclear division; microtubule cytoskeleton organization.